Girardinichthys multiradiatus is the source of this 3620-nucleotide messenger RNA. Its product is annotated as inter-alpha-trypsin inhibitor heavy chain H3-like. The record is from RefSeq and is a predicted model, not a curated record. Bases 171 to 2969 code for a protein of 932 amino acids. The transcript is spliced from 23 exons. NCBI's taxonomy places the organism in Eukaryota, Metazoa, Chordata, Actinopteri, Cyprinodontiformes, Goodeidae.
UUGUGAAGUAUUUAUUUUUUUGGGUAAGUUUUUUUUUUUAGUAAUGGGGCGCUGAAGGAGUAGACUAAGGGUAAAAACAUUCCUUUAAUUUGAGUACAAGUAAAAGUUGACUUUAUUGGAAUUGAAAAGACAGUUUCUGCUGCCUCUGUUUGAAUCUGCCUGGAGGAACAAUGAGGAGAGCUGUGGUUCAACUCCCUCUCUUUGGGCUUCUGAUGGCUGUGGUUGCUGCAAUACCAAACAAGGAUGACUGGGACAUUUACAGCUUUCACAUCAACUCUACUGUGACCGGUCGCUAUGCCACCACCAUCAUCACCAGUCGUGUGGCCAAUCGUAUGGAUGAAUCAAGAGAAAUUGAAUUUCACGUCCAGAUUCCCAAGAAUGCCUUCAUCAGUAGAUUCACAAUGUUUAUUGAUGGUCAAGUGUAUGAUGGGGUUGUGAAAACUAAAGAGCAGGCUCAGCAGCAGUACACUGCCGCUGUGUCCCGUGGUCAAAGUGCUGGGAUUGUCAGCUCUGUAGGGAGAACUAUGGAGGAAUUUAAAACGUCAGUAAACGUGGCAGCCCACAAAAAGGUGACCUUUGAACUCACCUAUGAGGAACUGCUGAAGCGCACACAUGGCAAAUACGAGAUGCUGAUCCAUGCUCGACCCAUGAAGCCUGUCAAAGACUUCAAAGUUGAUGUGUACAUUUAUGAGAAAGCUGGCAUCAGUUUCAUUGAUGUAAAGGGAGGACUGAGCACUAAAGCCCUGGCUAAUGCCAUCACCAAAACACAUGCAGAGAAACAGGCUUGGGUGUAUUUCUAUCCAACAGAAGACCAGCAGAAAUCAUGUGACAGCUGUGGAGAGGAAGGUAUGAAUGGAGAUCUGAUUAUUGUUUAUGAGGUGAACCGAGACAACGGACUGGGAGACAUCAAGACAUCAGAUGGGUACUUUGUCCAUCACUUUGCUCCUAGUAAUCUUCCCAGAAUACCGAAGAACGUUGUCUUUGUUAUCGAUCAAAGUGGCUCAAUGCAUGGCAGAAAAAUACAACAGACCCGAACAGCUUUACACCAUAUUUUGAAUGACUUGGCAGAAGAGGACUUCUUUGGUCUUAUCAGUUUUGAUAGUGCAAUAUUUCACUGGAAACGGGAACUUGUUCAGGCCACAACUGUAAAUCUCGAAGGGGCAAAAGAAUUUGCACGUAAUAUUAAAGACAGAGGAGCUACAGACAUCAAUGCAGCAGUUUUGGAAGGAGCCCGUAUGCUGAAUGCACAUCCCAGACAAGGUUCUGCUUCCAUCCUUAUACUUCUCACAGAUGGAGACCCAACCUCAGGUGUGACAGAUCUCGAAAUGAUACAGUCCAAUGUAAAACAAGCCAUUGCAGACAAAUUCCCACUCUACUGUCUUGGUUUUGGGUUUGAUGUCAAUUUUGGGUUCUUGGCGAAAAUGUCAAUGCAGAACAAUGGUGUGGCAAGGAGGAUUUACGAAGACUCUGAUGCAGAUUUACAGCUGAAGGGUUUCUAUGAAGAGGUGGCCACUCCUCUGUUAAUAGAUGUGGAAAUGAUCUAUCUGGGCGGAACCAAUCUAACCCAGACUAAUUUCAGUCAGUAUUAUAACGGCUCUGAGAUUGUGGUGGCCGGGGAGAUCAUUGAUAACAACAUUGAAACUUUUACUCCGCAAGUUGUGGCCAUUUCACAGAGUGAAAGAAAAGUGACAUUUUCUAAUACAAACCGCUCUGUGGAUUCUUCUACUGAGACAGUCGCUGAGGGACUUCUUCAGAGGAUUUGGGCCUACCUCACAGUUAAACAACUUCUGGAGAAAGAGCUGCUUCUUUCUGGCCCUGAGAAAGAAAAAGUGAAAGGAGAGGCUUUGGAGCUGUCUCUGAAGUACAACUUUGUGACUCCACUCACAUCCAUGGUGGUCACCAAGCCUGACGGGGAGAACACAGAAGUCCUUCACAAACCCAAGGAGGGAGAAUCACAAAAGAUUCAAAGUUAUGGUGGAUCUUCAUAUUCUUUUUCUCAAGGUUAUGGUGGAUCUUCAUAUUCUUUUUCUCAAGGUAGGUAUGAUACAACAGGCUUUACUCUGAACCACCACAUUAAAAUCACAAUGAGAUUUAAGCAGUGCUUCCCAAAGCAUGUCACAUGGCAGGUAACCUCUGAACAGGUACUUUUAGUAGGCCGUUUCACCCAAACCUCGACCAAUCCAGCGCGGUCUGCAGCCCACAGAAGUUCUCUUUUGUUUGAUUCUGCUGGUGUUCCUGCUCUUGGUGGUGCUCCUGGUCCUUCUGGUCGUAUUGGUCUUCCUGAAUUUGGUAUUCUUCGUGGACGUUUUGGGUAUGUCAGACCUACUUCGACUCCUGGGCGAUCAGCAUCUGUUACUCACAGAUUUUUGGUGAAAACUGAAAAUCAGUCUACACCACUUUGCUUUGAUAUCAAUGGAACCAUCAUUCUUAAACUACUUGACCAUCCCAGCAAGGAGGUGUAUGUGAAUGGUGAGCUGGAUUCAGUAACAAAUGGGGGCUUCAGCAGGAUUUUCAUCCAUGCCGGCUCUGACCAACAUGUUGAGGUGGAACCAGAUGGGUUUCGACAAGGACGGUCUGCAAUACACCAACCCGCAAAUGACAGUGUGACAACUGGAAGGAUUACGGUGUUGAGGCACCAGUACAACGAAUUCGAUAUUGCAGUGGAGGACGUGCGUUUGGUCAUAUUAGUUCAUGAGAAAGAUGGUAACAGAUUUCUCUGGGCUGUUUUACGACAGAGGCCGUUAGCCAACAACAUUAAAGGAAUUUUAGCUUUGAAGCCAGCUGACUAUGAAGAGAUUGUAUCAUCUCCCUCAACCAAACUGAAGAUCAAAGACAGAGAGAUUAUUGUGAUCAGCUCCACUGCAGAUGACUACAGCAUUAUCAAGCCUGUCCUGAUGCGCUGUUGGCUUACAUCAACUCGCUAUGCCUUGGAGAAACCUUUGAACGAUUACAUUGCUGCACAACUUUAAUGGAAAGUCACACUAAAUGAUUAAGAAAAAAAUGCUAAUUGAAAGGAAGAAAAAGAUAAUUUAACUUGUUAACAACUUUGACGAACAAAAGUAAUUUUUUCUUGCCAACAAAAUAUUUUCAAAAAACAUUACAAUUAAACCAUGAUGAUUAAAAGGACCCUUGGAAGAAGUUAAAAUAAGAAAACUAAGCUGAGUCUAUCUAUUGAGCUUAACAAUCUUUGUCCAAGUGUGUUGAAAUAUUGAGAAAUCCUCUUAUGGUUGGCUGUAAUAAACAAAAUAUGUAUGAUUCAGUUGACUUUAAGUUCCUUGAGAUGUGUGGUGAAUUGGUGCUAUAUAAAUUGAACUGAAUUGAACUGAAUUGUUUUUUGGCAAAUGCUAAUAAUAUGACAAUGGCUAAAUGUAAAAACAGACAAUUACUUGCAGGUCCCAGUUGUUCACAUUGUUUAAAAAUUCCUACCUUAACAUUUUAAUCUAAACAAAUAUCUAGAAUACUCAUAUAUCCUUCGCAAAAAAAGAAUUGUGAUUUAACCUUAUCAGCUUAACAAAGACAAAAACAUUUCUGAACAUGUCAGAACAUUUUGUUCCUAAUAGAAAGUAUAAAUUAAAUAAUUAAUUUUUAAUGUAACACAAAUAAAAUCCUUGAAUAACUCA